AUGAUAAAAUCGGCAGAUAAAAAGGAAACAACAGCCAACAUGUCAGCAGUGCCCUCAUUCGAAGAUACUGCAGACUUCGAGGCAGCGGAACGCGGGUUCAUCGCUGCCUUAGAGCCAGGCAUUAUCACAGAUGCCAAAGGCAAAGUGGUAUGGAACAUCGAUGCCUUCGAUUUCAUGAAAGAAGAAUGUCCAUCUACCGCACACCCCCAUCUCUGGCGCCAAGGCCAACUGAACUCCAAGCACGGUCUCUUCGAGAUCUGCCCCGGAAUCUACCAUGUUCGAGCCUACGAUUUAUCAAACAUGACCAUCGUUGAAGGCAAAGAAGGCAUCAUCAUCAUCGAUCCGCUAGUUUCCUGCGAAUGCGCAGCUGCAGGUCUGGCCCUGUACCAAAAGCACCGCGGCAACGGAAGGAAAGUCACCGGCAUGAUCUACUCACACUCACAUGGCGACCACUACAUGGGCGCCGGUGGUGUAAUUGAGCAAGACACCGAAAUCCCCAUCAUCGCACCAGAGGGCUUUCUCGAGGCAAUCAUAAGCGAAAGCAUCAUCGCCGGACCGGCCAUGCGCAAACGUGGCGCAUUCAUGUAUGGCAACGCGCUACCCCGCGGUCCCACCGGUCAAAUCGGUACGGGACUUGGUAUGGGGUCAAGCGUUGGUACCACCAGCCUUAUACUCCCUAACCUUCUCAUUCAGACUACGGGUGAAACACACACGAUCGACGGCGUGGAAAUCAUCUUCCAGAUGAUUCCUGGCACCGAGGCACCUGCUGAGAUCAAUUUCUAUUUCCCGGGUUUCCGGGCCUUCUGUAUUCCUGAGACAGCGACAAAUUGUAUGCACAAUAUUGUCACUCUUCGGGGAGCUCAGGUGCGGGAUGCCAAGGCUUGGUCUGGGUAUCUGGAUGAGGCGAUUGUUAUGUUUGCUCGUGAAUCUGAUGUUCUCUUCGGUAGCCACAACUGGCCGACGUGGGGGCGUGAUGCUCUUAUUCAACGGCUUGCGGAGCAGAGAGAUCUUUAUGGUUAUUUGCAUGACCAGACUGUGCGCAUGAUGAAUCUUGGUAUGGCUGGUAUUGAGAUCGCAGAGAAGAUGCAGCUUCCACCAGCGAUCUCGAGGGCAUGGCACUGUCGGGGUUUCUACGGGUCUUUAAGUCACAACGUAAAGGGAAUCUACCAAAAAUAUAUGACCUGGUUCGACGGUCGUCCCGAGCAUCUGUGGCAAUACCCACCAACCAAGGAAGGACAGCGCUAUGUUGAAUGUUUCGGUGGUGUUGAUGGCCUUUGCGACAAGGCAGAGACAUUCAUCAACAAGGGCGACAAUCGCUUCGCUGCAACUCUGCUCGCACAUGCCAUUUCCGCAGAUCCUGACACUGCGGGCCCUCGAGCAAAGCUUCUUUUAGCUUCCGUGUACGAGUCUUUGGGCUUUGGUGCCGAGAAUGCAACAUGGCGCAACUUCUAUUUGACAAGUGCACAACACUUGCGAUCUGAGAAGAAGGCGGGCAUGGUCGCUGGAGGUGGAACACCACUAGGCGAGAAAUUAGGUAUUGAUCAGUGGUUCGAGAUUCUGGCCGUACAGUUGAACGGGGAACGCGCAGCAGAACGAUUCUUUGCAAUUGAUCUUGAUGUCACCGAUGUGAAGCAAAAAUGGCGAUUGCUUGUCAGCAACGGGGUGUUGACAACGCGACGGCUUAACACCGCAAGCUCGUGCCAGGACGCAGAAGAGAACCCGGCAGACUUUGGCAUCGUGCUCACGAAGAAGCAACUCCUGGAGGUUCUGCGAGGCAACACGAUCGAAGCUGAAAAGCAGUUCGGUAAGGUACAAGUAUUACAGGAAUUGCUUGAUUUGAUCCUCGUAAAAGACGGGUCAUCCCGAGGUCCCAGUCAACUGUGA
Penicillium robsamsonii is the source of this 1884-nucleotide messenger RNA. RefSeq names its product alkyl/aryl-sulfatase. The record is from RefSeq and is a predicted model, not a curated record. Lineage: Eukaryota; Fungi; Ascomycota; Eurotiomycetes; Eurotiales; Aspergillaceae. The transcript is spliced from 2 exons. Gene Ontology annotation, molecular function: protein dimerization activity; linear primary-alkylsulfatase activity. The coding region runs from base 1 to 1884 and encodes 627 amino acids. Gene Ontology annotation, biological process: dodecyl sulfate metabolic process.